AGAGCUUCAUCCAAGUUACUCGCGCCUACAUUUAUCAUCUCCACCUGCUAUCCGCCGGUUCCAGCACGCAAGUAACGAACACGAACCAACUAACUGCUAUCCUAUAAUCGAUCUGCCUUGCUUCACCUCUACAUCACUCACCUCAAGAAACCAUCUUUCCAUUAGCACCAUGUCUGAGCGUCUCACCGAAUUUGCCGAAAUCCCAAGACAGUUCGUUAAGGAAGGAACCUUAUUUGUGAACAGGUGUACUAAACCCUCAGCAGAAGAAUACAAGCAACUCUGCCGAGCUGUUGCUAUCGGCUUUGGCGUUAUGGGUGUUAUUGGCUACCUUGUCAAGCUCAUUCACAUCCCCAUUAACAACAUCUUGGUUGGCGGCGCUUAAAGGUACUGGUUCCAAGAAGAGAGUACAGUAUCUGCAGGUUGGAAUAAAAGGGGACAGGGGAUGGGUUGUAGAUUCUAUUGAUUUUUCUCAGUCGCAUGUCGGGAUAUUCUUUUGCAUCUCAUGUCACUGGCAUAUCUCUUUCCUUCGGCACAGUGACUGAAAAGGCGCUGGAAGAUCAUCUGCGUGACUCUUUAGGCGAUGUCUUUCAUUUUACUUUCCAUUUUAAAUUUAUGAAUUCAGAUAAUCUUCCUAAAAUGAUUAUUU
Cryptococcus deneoformans JEC21 is the source of this 646-nucleotide messenger RNA. RefSeq lists its product as hypothetical. The coding region runs from base 170 to 382 and encodes 70 amino acids. The record is from RefSeq and is a predicted model, not a curated record. NCBI's taxonomy places the organism in Eukaryota, Fungi, Basidiomycota, Tremellomycetes, Tremellales, Cryptococcaceae. Gene Ontology annotation, molecular function: transmembrane protein transporter activity. Gene Ontology annotation, biological process: post-translational protein targeting to membrane, translocation; protein targeting. The transcript has 6 exons. Gene Ontology annotation, cellular component: membrane; Ssh1 translocon complex.